AUGAAGGAAAGUGACGGUUUGUUAUUAGCAGAUGGUUUGAAUGUGUGUGAACCUGUGAAACGUUCUCGACAUCCGCCGUGGUAUCCGCCUUUGAAUGUUGAUGGCAAUGAUGUUUGUGUUCUUAAUUCCAUGACUGAGUGCCUUGAGAAGUUUGCACCUCGUGAGGGGCGGUUGGUGCGGUGGUACACUUGUGGGCCAACGGUAUAUGAUGUCUCUCAUAUGGGCCAUGCGCGCGCUUACCUUACUUUUGAUAUCCUACGGCGCAUUAUGGAAGAUUUCUUUGGGUAUAAAGUAAUUUAUCAGAUGAAUAUUACGGAUAUUGACGAUAAGAUUAUUAAGCGGGCGAGGGUUUCUUCACUUUUGCGUCAUUUUCGCGAUGUGACUCUUGAGGGUGGUAAUAUGGAGAAACUUGUUAAAUUUACAGUGGAAGCGCAGAGAUCGGCUUCGCGUGCCCUCUCGGAGACGAGGGAAAAGUUGUCGCAAGCGCUGCCAGAGGGUACUUCUAGCCGUGUUCGGAUGGAGAGGGAAGAGAAAAUCAUGGAACUCGCACUUAAGGAAACACAGUUCAGUGACACAAGUGGUCGUAUUCAAAGCGCUAUUAAGGCUGGCGACUUUGACGAACUGUUUGAUGCGGCCUCAGGUAUUAACGGUGACCUGCUGGACCAGCUCGAGGGUCACACUGUGACCGACCAAAAAAUAUUUGAUGAUCAUGCACGGCGUUAUGAGCGGCUUUUUUUUGAAGAUAUGAAGCGCCUCGGGGUGAAGGAUCCUGAUGUCAUUACGCGCGUGACAGAGUAUGUUCCGCAAGUGGUCAACUUUAUUCAAAGGAUUAUGGACAACGGUUUCGCCUAUUCUGGCGAAACUUCGGUGUUCUUUGAUACGACCGCUUUCAUACGGGCGGGGCACAACUAUCCAAAGCUAAAGCCCAUAAGCGAGCGCGAUGAAUGCAACACGACCGAAGCCGAAAUGGCGGAAGGUGAGGGCGCACUUGCCGCAUGUGUUGCCGGUGAGAAGCGGAGUCCCAACGAUUUCGCGCUGUGGAAAUUCUCAAAGCCUGGUGAACCCCACUGGCCUUCACCUUGGGGUGCCGGAAGACCGGGUUGGCACAUUGAGUGCUCGGUUAUGGCCUCUGAUAUACUCGGCACAAAUAUGGAUAUUCAUAGUGGUGGAUGCGACCUGAAGUUUCCACACCAUGACAACGAGUGUGCACAGAGUGAAGCAUACAGUAUGCAACAUCAAUGGGUGAACUAUUUUUUGCACUGCGGUCACCUACACAUUAAAGGGCUGAAGAUGAGCAAGAGUCUGAAGAAUUUCAUUACUAUUCGUCAUGCUUUGGAUGACCUGGGUGUAACUCCGCGUACGAUGCGGCUCCUUUUUCUUGCAAACCAAUGGAAUAAGGCAAUGAAUUUCUCUGAUCAAAGCAUUGACGAGGCAAAGGAGCGCGAAAGAGUUUUGCGUUCUUUCUUUGGAAGUGUUGAUAUGGUGCUUCGAAGUGAUACACUGAAAGAAAUACAGGGCUUCAAUGAGCACGACCGCAAGUUGAAUGAGGCCUGGAUUUCCACCGAGAGCGCCGUGGACGCGGCAUUGCGCAACAACUUUGACACCCCCACCGCUAUGGAAGCGAUCAUGGGACUUGUGAGCGAGACAAACCGGUAUCUUGUCACAGGACAACGCCCCAGUGCCACAUUGGUGCACAAGGUCGGUCGUUAUGUUACCCGGAUACUACAGGUAUUUGGUGUGGUGGAUGGGAAUGACAUGGUUGGUUUCACAAAAACACGACAAACGGAUGACCAAUUGGUACCUGUGAUGGAAGCUUUGCUUCGCUUCCGCGAUUCAGUACGUAGUGAAGCUAAGGCUAGCGGUACAACAGCAAACUUUCUUCCCUUAUGUGACGCUAUCCGGGACGAAUGGCUUGCACAGGCCGGUAUCCGAAUAGAGGACAGUCCCAAUGGGCCAACCACGUGGAAGAGAGACGACCCAGCCGUUUUGCUGCGGGAAAUCUCUGAGCGGAGAGAGCAACAGGCCAACGACAGGCGGAGGAAGUUGCAGAACCAAAUUGAGACAAAGAAGAAGCUUGUGGAAAAGUGGAGGAAUUACACAUCCUCUCCGAAAGAUUACUUCAAGAUGCAAAGCGGGAGUGUGUACGCCACCUUCGACGAGGAAACUGGACUCCCCACCAGUAACUCACGUGGUGAAGUAGUUGGGGAAAAGGAACUGAAGAAGCUUUCAAAGGAGUUGGCCAAGUAUGCAAAAGCACACGAAGAAUUCAAUUCAAAGGGCGGGAUGGAGUGGCUUUUGGAACAAGAGCAAGAACUGGCCAACAUGCAAGAGAGCUUAAAAAGCACCGAAGUAUCAUAG
Messenger RNA from Trypanosoma brucei brucei TREU927, 2358 nucleotides. It is a transcript of the gene Tb927.6.950, whose product is annotated as cysteinyl-tRNA synthetase, putative. The transcript has a single exon. Gene Ontology annotation, molecular function: ATP binding; cysteine-tRNA ligase activity. Gene Ontology annotation, biological process: cysteinyl-tRNA aminoacylation. The record is from RefSeq and is a predicted model, not a curated record. Lineage: Eukaryota; Euglenozoa; Kinetoplastea; Trypanosomatida; Trypanosomatidae. The coding region runs from base 1 to 2358 and encodes 785 amino acids. Gene Ontology annotation, cellular component: cytoplasm.